Messenger RNA from Rotaria sp. Silwood1, 1746 nucleotides. Lineage: Eukaryota; Metazoa; Rotifera; Eurotatoria; Philodinida; Philodinidae. The record is from the annotation of a GenBank genome assembly.
AUGCAUGACGAUUCACAAGAUAAUGAACAUAGUAAAAAACAUAAAAUAGGACAUUUACGUGUUGAUAAUCAAGGAAAUGCAACAUUUAAACGUUUACCAACUAAUCAACUUGUUGAUGCCCUUCAAUUAGGUAUACAACAUAGUGUUGGUGGUCUAGAAGCAACACCAGCACAUGAUGUACUUUAUCAAGAUUUUCUUACUAUUGAAAUAAUACAUUUUCCAAAAGCUGGAAAAAAUACACCAAAAGCUACACCAUCACAUCGUUUUAAUGAUUUUAUAAUUCGUUCAUAUGCUCCUGUUGCAUUUCGACAUUUUCGAGAAAAAUUCAAUAUUAAACCAGAAGAUUAUUUAUCAUCAAUAUGUAAACCAUUUCGUGAAUUAAAAAAUCCUGGUGCAAGUGGAAGUUUAUUUUAUUUAACAUCCGAUGAUGAAUUUAUAAUAAAAACAGUACAAAAAAAAGAAGCAGCAUUUUUAAAAUCUCUUCUUCCUGGUUAUUAUAUGAAUGUUACACAAAAUCAACGUACACUUUUACCAAAAUUUUAUGGUCUCUAUUGUUAUCAAGGUGAAAAUAAAAAUAUUCGUAUAAUUGUUAUGAAUAAUUUAAUUCCAUCACAUAUUUAUAUGCAUGAAAAAUAUGAUCUUAAAGGUUCAACAUAUAAACGACGAGCAAAUAGUGAAGAACGACGUAAAGAAUCUCCAACAUGGAAAGAUUUAGAUUUUAUGGAACGUCAUCCAAAUGGUUUAAUACUUGAUUCUGAAACAUAUGAUGCUCUAGCAAAAACAGUUAAACGUGAUUGUCGAGUAUUAGAAAGUUUUCAUAUUAUGGAUUAUUCAUUUUUAAUUGGUGUUCACUAUCCUAAUGUACAUAGAGAUUCACCAAAAGAUCCUACCGUUGCAAGUGGUUUAUCAAAUGAUUCAUCAUUAGUAACAGCACCAUCACUACGGAGAAUGUAUUCAACACCAAUGGCAAAUAUUCAAGCUGAAUUUGAAGAACAUAAUAAACCUGAUGAUGAUCAUUUGGCUAAAACUGGUGGUAUUCCAGCAUUAACAGCUGAUGGUCAACGUGUAUAUCUUUAUGUUGGUAUCAUCGAUAUAUUACAGUCAUAUCAAUUACGAAAAAAACUUGAAAAUAAAUUUAAAUCCGUUAUUACAGAUGGAUUACAAAUAUCUGUAACACAUCCAAGUUAUUAUUCUGAACGAUUUCAAAAAUUUCUAUUUACUAACGUAUUCAGAAAAGCACCACCAAGACUAUCAAAAUCAAGUGUAAUGAUAGGACAAAGACAAACAAUACAUAAUCUUCAUACGAAUCCAUCAUCGAAUCAUACUCCUUCGAUACAGUCAUUGAACAGUAUACCUCAUUUUAUUUCAUCGAAUGUAUAUGAUACAAGUUCAAGUUCAAGUACAGAAAUAACAAAUAGUCCUUUAACAGUAAAUGGUUCAUCAAUACGAUCAUCAAAACAAAGUGAACAAAGAAAUAUUCAUGGAAGUUCAACAACAUUUAAUACAAGUUCACAUCGAUCAGAUUCUUUAUAUGAUGAACCAAGACAUAUAUCAUCAGGAAGAAUUAUAACAACAAAAUUUGAUAGUAAUCAUACAGAUAAUUCAAGAAUGAAAUUUUAUAGAGAUUUAUCAACACCACCAAUUAAUGAUGAUAAAAAACGUCAUAAUUUAUUACAGAAGAAUGGAAAUGUUGUAAACAAGUUUACAUCACCUACUACUAAUUUAUCACAUCGAAGUCAUAUGUAG